UCGCCUGUUUAAAGCUAAUUCAUCAUUUUUCCACUGUCAAAGCCAUGGCUGCGCGAAGCGACUGGUGUCACUUUUACACAAGAGAUGACGUCAUGAAAAAAGCUUCACUGCAGGUUAAGCUACAGCUCAUCCGGAAACAGCUGGAUGCGUUCGCAGUUCUAGAAAAGGAAGUGACGUCACAUUUCUCAGAGGACACGUUCCUUAACAACAUCAGAAGACUGGAAAACACAUAUAGCAAGAGCCAACUUCAAAGUUUAGAAGUCGUCACCAACUUAGCGCUUUUCCGACAACUUUUGUUACGGUUACAACUGGACAACAACCAUGGCAACAGGGAUGUAGACGACAGGGGUGUUUUGGAGUACUUUGUGGACAUUUUGCGUCUCAUUGAUGAUAUGAAGAGGUUAAACAGGUAUUUCACAGAGAGGGUGUACACACCACUUGUAGAGAACCUCUUUCCAGCUCACGGCAUGGAAAAGGCAGCGACACCUCUCACAGGUCACGCACAGGCGGUCACCGUCUUGUCUGAAAAAGGGAAGAAGACCCUACAGGCGAGAGCGAUAGAGAACGGGACCCAGGCUUCAAAAUGUGACGAACGAACCGCCAAGUUUCUACGGACAGUUAAACGACUUUUUAAACUCGAGCAGCGGUGGAGCAGGCUGUCGUCUGACGGGCCGAUCUCAGUCGUUCUCUUCGAGGCGGAGACGAACAAGAACAGCGAGGAGACCGAUAGUGUCAGACCCUUCCAUCUCAUCUCUCGGCUGGUACCAGACCUGGUCGCGAAGGCGGGUAAAGCGGUGGCCAUCACGGAGAAGUGGGUCACGCUGUUUGUUGGGAUGUCCGAAUGGGCUGGCAAAGACGAGAGGAGUAGUCGUGAGAGACAGAUUGAAGAACUCCGCGGGAAAAUUAGUAAGACCUCACGAACCAUCCAGGAGCUGGAGACGAAACUGGCGGACUAUCGGGAGGAGCUGGCCGGCCUGACAGCUAAGGACGCCCGCUAUGACGAGCUGACGGAGGCGUUCCAGAUGGCGUCCGUGUCGUCAGAGGAACUCAGCACUGACAUCAGUGAUCUGGAGGAAACAGAGAAGAAGAUGACCAAGCAGCUAGAAGAAUUCUCGAGGCGGAAGGAUAUAAAGGAGUACGAGGAACUGAAAGAAGAGGCGGGGCACAUCCAGCAGAAAUUACAGUCGACAAGGUAAGCAGUUAUUGACAGGAUCUGAAGUUGGCAUCCUAUCGCAGCGCCCUCCUGCGAGACGACAUGGAACUGCUGCUGAACGUGCUUCCCAGCUUCCAGCGACUCGGCAUCGGGGUCAAACAGAAGAUGGCCAACAUAGAGGAAAAACUGAAAAUGGAAAGAGAAAGGCAGCAAAAACUGGAGGAAGAAUUGCAAAGUCUGGACCUAAACAGUAAACGAAGCGAUAUAGCUGAUGCGUAUGUGACGUUAGGAACAAUUUUGGUAUCUAUUGAAGUUAAAGAUGUUUAGUUUAAUGUUCAAAAUAUUUAGUGUGUGCUUUGCUGUGAUCUGAAUGUUGCUUUGUUGUAAAAUAAAGGUAUUUGGCACGUUUGGCAUCUGAAGUCACAUGUAGAUUGACGGAAACACGUUCCCCACCAUACACUAGCGCCCUCUAUUGAAGUUCAUUAGAACUGCAUAUUAUGUUGGCAGCACAUACCAACUAUCCUUUCCGGACUAGCAGAACAGCUGCGCAGUGUUUUUAAUCCGAAAUUGGCAACCUACCACGCCACGUACGGGCUUAAGCCUGUGCUGACCGAUUUAGAUAAGACUAGAUAACCUCUCUGUCUCCUCGUUGCUUAAGACUGGUAAACUGUGGCUCGAAACUUUCUUAAUUGAUGCAUGUCGUCCGAAUUAUGAAGUUGUAAGAUAGGUCAUUGUACAACGUUACUCCCUUUCCUGAC
Molecule: messenger RNA, 1911 nt
Organism: Branchiostoma floridae (Florida lancelet)
Lineage: Eukaryota; Metazoa; Chordata; Leptocardii; Amphioxiformes; Branchiostomatidae
Exons: 5
Coding region: 45-1196 (383 amino acids)
Source: RefSeq, a predicted model, not a curated record